Molecule: messenger RNA, 453 nt
Organism: Ipomoea triloba (trilobed morning glory)
Lineage: Eukaryota; Viridiplantae; Streptophyta; Magnoliopsida; Solanales; Convolvulaceae
Exons: 1
Coding region: 1-453 (150 amino acids)
Source: RefSeq, a predicted model, not a curated record
AUGGGGGAUUUCAACGAUUUAUUAUGGGAUUGGGAGAAGGUGGGCAGGGUUCAUCAUCCUGAGUGGCUGUUACGAGGGUUCCGGGAGGCAGUGAGUGAGAGUGGUCUUACUGACUUCGGGUUUGAAGGGUUUCAGUUCACGUGGGAAAGAGGCCGGGGGACGGAGAGGUGGGUUCAGGAGAAGCUAGAUCAUAUUUUGGUUACGGGGGAUUGGCGGGAUUUGUUUGGUGAUGCCCGGGCUUGGUCUCUUGAAGGAAGCUGUUCUGACCAUAUGCCAAUUUUAUUAAAAUUGGCGUCUGCAAGAAGGAGGGUGGGUAGAAAUAAGGUGAGGUAUGAGAAUGCUUGGGGUUACUAUGAUGAAUGUCGUAGGGCAGUGAAUGAUACAUGGGAGGGGAUGAAUGGCUGUGAUAUUGUGCAUAAAUUAUAUUGCUGUAAAGAAGCUGCAUGGAGAUAG